AUGGGUUGUUGUUCAUCAGAUUGCUUUGUCUACUUCAUCCUCUCCGUAGCUUUAGCUUUCAUGGCCGUCUCAAGCACUCUACGUUCACCUCCAUAUUCCGACACCACAGUACCCAUUGCUUCUUCCAACUUCUCUUCGUCUUCUCCUUCUCUCGCUUUAAACGCCUCAAACACUCUACGCCAAUCCAAUUUCAAAGCAAUCGCCACUCUCCUCCACAUAUCCCCCGAGAUCUUCCUCUCUUCUUCUCCCAACACAACCCUCUUUGCCAUCGAAGAUGCUUCCUUUUUCAACACGUCAUCGCUUCAUCCUUUGUUUUUCAAGCAGCUUCUUCAGUAUCACACACUCCCUCUUAUGCUACCGAUGAAUGACCUUCUCAAGAAGCCUCAAGGAACCUGUCUCCCCACGCUUCUUCGUCACAAGAGUGUCCAAAUCUCCACCGUGGAUCAAGAAUCAAGAAGAGUCGAAGUGAAUCAUGUCCGGAUUUCACACCCCGACAUGUAUCUUGGAGAUUCAUUGGUCAUUCACGGCGUUCUUGGACCAUUCUCUCCUCUGCAACCUCACAGUGAUCAUAUUCUCCAGUCAUCUUUAUGUCAACCUAAUAAUACAAACAAAACCAGUGUCGACGACGACAUCUACGUUCCGGUUAAGAUAGAUUGGACUCGGAUCGUUCAGCUGCUAAGUUCAAACGGGUUUGUGCCAUUUGCAAUUGGACUGCACUCUGUUCUCAACAGGAUUGUUAACGAUCAUCAUCAUCACAAGAACCUGACAGGAGUAACGAUUCUAGCCACACCGAAUCUGGUAUCGUUGUCAUCUGCUUCACCGUAUCUGUAUGAAGUAGUGAGACAUCACAUUCUUGUUCAACGGCUUACAAACAAAGAUUUAGCUUCAAUGCCUGAUAAAGCCUCGGUGAAGACAAUGGAUCCUUACCAAGAUCUCAUCAUCACCAGAUCAAGAGAAGUUGUUAAUUCGUCUCGAGGAGGUUUCAUGAUAUCAGGAGUUGAGAUUAUAGAUCCAGAUAUGUUCUCUUCUUCAAAUUUUGUAAUUCAUGGGAUAUCUCACACUCUAGAGAUCCCACAUGCAUAA
This is a messenger RNA of Camelina sativa (false flax), 1083 nucleotides long. The record is from RefSeq and is a predicted model, not a curated record. Lineage: Eukaryota; Viridiplantae; Streptophyta; Magnoliopsida; Brassicales; Brassicaceae.